CCAGUGCACCGCAGUCUCAACACAUGACAGAGAAGUCCCUCAUCCGCUGACACCAAAAGAACAAUCAAUCAACUUUGGACUCGUCUUAGUGCAUUGAAAAUUGUGCGUUGGAGAGCGACACUUUUUGUGAAAAUUGAAGAGUUCUGGUCUUCUUCAUAAACUGUCACUUCAAUUUCAACUGAUUUCAACAGGACUUUUAAAUAGGCUAUAAUCUUCCUAACAAAACCGAGAAUGAAGGCCUGUAGUGUUGCAGUUGCAGUGGUACUCGUCCUUGCGUGUAUGUUCAUUCUUGAAAGCACCGCUGUUCCUUUCUCCGAGUCUUUGCAGGUGCUAACGGAGGAGGUUGGAAUCAUUGACAGUCCAGUUGGGGAACAUCAACAGCCUGGCGGCGAGUCCAUGCGUCUGCCUGAGCAUUUCAGGUUCAAGCGUCAGAGCCACCUCUCGCUGUGUCGUUGGUGCUGCAACUGCUGUCACAACAAGGGCUGUGGCUUCUGCUGCAAAUUCUGAGGACCUGCCUGCAAUAAAACCAUCUUAUUAACGUAUUGCCUUUAAUUGCCCCCCUCUUCUUCUACAUUUCCUUUGGACUCUGUGGAGAAGAUGCAGUUUCAUUGAUGUCUUUCUCACUGCAACCUCAGUCUUGUACAUAAAUGUUUUGUAUCAUGUUGUAUAACAUGUUGUAUAGCCUAGUGACACAGGAAAAAGACAGCUAAUUGAAAUAAUAAUUUAUAUUAUGUACAUUUUGUACAUUUUCUUGUACAUUUUCUAGUUUGUACAUGUUGCAAUGUUUUCUUUCUGAGAUGUUGUUUCUGUAACUAUGAUAAUGAAUUAUAAAAUCACUUCUUAUUGUGACACUUUUAAAAACAAUAAACACAUUCUUGGAAUAACAAA
Molecule: messenger RNA, 888 nt
Organism: Salvelinus namaycush (lake trout)
Lineage: Eukaryota; Metazoa; Chordata; Actinopteri; Salmoniformes; Salmonidae
Product: hepcidin
Exons: 3
Coding region: 232-507 (91 amino acids)
Biological process (GO): defense response to bacterium; intracellular iron ion homeostasis
Cellular component (GO): extracellular region
Source: RefSeq, a predicted model, not a curated record